AUGUCAAAUUCCUUUGAAAUUCCUGGGCAGCUAGUAGAUAACUCUCGUACAAGGGAGCUAAGGGCUAAAGUAAAAGAACUGGCUAACGUAUCAAGUUUUCCUGGUGCCCAGCCGGUCAGUUUCACUUACAAUCAUUUACGUGAAUUAGAGAAUGAAAAUUAUUUUGUCUGUGAAAAAUCAGAUGGAAUACGUGUUUUACUUUAUUUAACCGUUGAUAGUCGCACUGGCCAGCCAUGUGUUUAUCUGAUUGACCGCAAGAAUAACUACCAUCAACUUUUUGAUUUAUUAUUUCCUGUUCCUGGAGAUGACAAACAAUUCCAUGAUGGCACUUUAGUUGAUAGUGAACUAAUUGUUGAUGUUGAAGAUGAUGGAAUGCAAACCCAAAAGUUACUUGCUUUUGAUUUGUUGGUGGUAAUGAAAAAGAAUUUAAUGUCUAAACCACUCACUAGUAGAUUGGGCUACCUUCGUGAAUAUGUUAUAGAACCAUACAAAGCCUUGUCAAAUCGUCGUCCGGGACUUAAUGGUUCAUCAUCUUGCUUAAAGGUAGAAGUCAAACCUAUGGAGUUAUCAUACGGUUUAGACAAGGUUUGGAAUGAAACCAUACCAAAACUGAAGCAUAAGAGUGACGGUUUAAUUUUUACAUCAUCAGUAUCACCUUACAUACCGGGAACUUGUGAAAAAAUGUUAAAAUGGAAACCACCAAAUGAAAAUUCUAUUGAUCUUCAAUUACGUCUCGAAGAUAGUCGGAGAUUCGGAUACCAAUAUCAAAAUAGGCCAAAAAGAUUCCUUCUGUAUAAAUGGAUGCAAAAAGAUGAAUAUGCAUAUUUUGAUGAUUUGUAUGUCACUGAUGAAGAAUGGGAUGAAUGGCUACGCAAUGAAGAACCACUUGAAAAUCGUAUAGUCGAAGUGACUUGUGAAACGCUAAAAGACAAUACCACACGGUGGAGGUUUUUAAGGUUUCGUGAUGAUAAACCACAUGGAAAUCAUUAUACAGUGGUAGAAAAAAUACAAGAAAGUAUUAUGGAUGGAAUCAGUAUGGAACAG
Racocetra persica is the source of this 1044-nucleotide messenger RNA. The record is from the annotation of a GenBank genome assembly. Lineage: Eukaryota; Fungi; Glomeromycota; Glomeromycetes; Diversisporales; Gigasporaceae.